Messenger RNA from Nerophis lumbriciformis (worm pipefish), 1860 nucleotides. NCBI's taxonomy places the organism in Eukaryota, Metazoa, Chordata, Actinopteri, Syngnathiformes, Syngnathidae. The record is from RefSeq and is a predicted model, not a curated record.
AUGUCAAAACAUCUUCUCCCUGAGCAGCAGGAGUGGACCUGCGGGAUGGAGCAGGGAAAACCACAGCACCCCCACUUUAAAGAGGAAGAGGAGUCACAGCCCCCCCACUUUAAAGAGGAAGAGGAGUCACAGCCCCCUCAUAUUAAAGAGGAAGAGGUGGAGAAACAGACCCCUCACAUUAAAGAGGAAGAGGAGGAAUACAGCGUCAGUCAAGAAGGAGAGCAUAAUGAAGGACUGGAGGAGGUUGAUGUCACCAAGAUGCCAUUGACUGAUGUCACUGUGAAGAGUGAAGAUGAGGUCAAAGGUGAAAACUUCCAGCAGCCUCUUCAUGUUAAAGAGGAAGAUCCACUCCCCCCUCAUGUAAAAGAGAAAGAGGAGCCCCCCCACAUUAAAGAGGAAGAGGAGGAGCUCUGGAUCACUCAGGAGGAAGAGUGUCUUCUUGGGCAGGAGGAGGCUGAUCUCACCAAGUUUCACUUGACUGGUGUCUCUGUGAAGACUGAAGACCAUGAAGAGAAACCACCUGAGUCCUCACUGCUUCAUCACAGUCCAACGUCUGUGAGAAACAUUACCCUGAACAGCAGGAGUGGACCUCCAGGACGGGGCAGAAGGAGUCACAGCCCCCCUACAGUGAAAGAGGAACAUGGGGAGCCACAGGAGGGUAAAGAGGAGUUCCCGUUAACUGUUGUCAUUGUGAAGAGUGAGGAUGAUGAGGUUAAAAGUGAAAGUGAGGAGAAGAGAGAGGCGGAGCCUCCAAGCAGCAGCUCAACUCAACACAUGACAACAGAAGACCACUGUGGAGGAUCACAAGCAGACAAGCUCUUAGCUCCUCUAUCAGAUAGUGACGAGACGACAUCACACUCUCCUGACACCGAUGACGAAGACUUUAACGCUGAUACGACAUGUCACGCUGACAACACACACAUUAAAUGUUAUUACUGUGAUAAAACUUUCAGUCACCGCCGUAAUCUGAAAAAACACACCAGAAUACACACCGGCUACAAACCUUACUCCUGUUCAAUCUGCGGUAAAGAUUUUACUCAAAGGCAACAUUUGAAAACGCACAUGAGGACGCACACCGGAGAAAAACCAUUCAUGUGCUCAGUUUGCUGUAAAAGAUUCUCCCUGAAAGAAAAUCUGAAAACGCACAUGAGAAUACACACCGGCGAAAGACGUUUUUCAUGUUCAUUCUGUGGUAAAGCUUUUAUACAAAACAGUGAUUUAAAAAUACACGUGAGAAUACACACCGGCGAAAAACCGUAUUCCUGUCCGAGCUGCAACAAAGGCUUCGCCGACCGGUCGACACUCGUAAGACACGUGCGAACACACACUGAAAAAGUGUUGAGUUGCGGCGUGUGUAGUAAGCGAUUCUCUCGGCAGGAGAAUUUGACAGUGCACGCCAGAAGACACACCGGCGAGAAACCAUAUUCCUGCCCGAGCUGCAACAAAAGCUUCGCCGGGCGAUCGACGCUUAAUAAACACAUGAGAACACACACAGGAGAGAAAGUGUUGAGUUGCAGCGUGUGUGAUGAAAGAUUCUCUUAUAAGUACCAGUGUAAGAAACACAAAUGUGCUGGUGAGACCAGCAGCAAAUGAAGCUGCAGCAUUUUCAUUUAACAUCAGCACAUAUACCGGUAACAUCAUUGUGUAUGCAACACAAUCUUGUUAAUACAUACCUGCCAACUUUUGAAAUCAGAAAAACCUAGUAGCCAGGGUCCAGGGGCCGCAGGCCCCGGUAGGUCCAGGACAAAGUCCUGGUGGGGGGUUCAGGCGACGCAAAAUGAUUGAUUGCAUUCAGACAGGUUAAAAUGUUGCUAAAACCAUCACUUUUCUAUCAGUCACAGUGACUUUUCAAAACAAAAA